Messenger RNA from Rotaria sp. Silwood1, 1149 nucleotides. The record is from the annotation of a GenBank genome assembly. NCBI's taxonomy places the organism in Eukaryota, Metazoa, Rotifera, Eurotatoria, Philodinida, Philodinidae.
AUGUUUAGGGAUGCACCAGUUUCAGUCAUGGCUGAUCACCCAGUCCGACUAUCAGAUCUAUGCUUUUGGUUUGAAGGAGCUGCACGAAUGACACCCUCAACGAACAAUGGAUUCGAAAGUCUUAAUGGACGUAUUAAACAACAGUACACGAUGAGAAAUAAGUUACCUUUGGGUGUCUUAAUGUCAACUGCUGAACGGAUGCUACGAGACUGGUCAAUUUCUGUUCUGGAGCAUCCAUUUCAAACACAUAUCACUCUUGAUGAUAAAAUUGAUUCAAAAGCUUAUGAAUGGUUACAAAAAGUUGAUAAAUCACAAAUACUACAGUUGAAUGCAUUUACAUUUGUUGUACCGCCAACAAAUGCAAAAAUGAAUACAAAUACAUGGGUGAGCCUCCUUUAUUCUAUGGAUUGGCAAACAUAUGACCAAUUUAAAGAUUGGCUUAACUCGGCUCGAAUUUUAGAUUACUCACAAACGUUGCCACCCAUUUUUUUGUUCCUGUAAAUGUGGCCUAAAAGAAUAUUACUGUGUCCACACAACUGGUCUUAUGAUGAUGUGGGGUGUUCGAAAAAUCCCGCUGCUCAUUGGGAAAAGGAGAAAUAAAGGUAGAAUAAAGAAAGCAAAAUAUGCUUUGUCAAAAGACUGAUUUUCAUUAAAGUACUACUCAUGUGAGCAUUAAUACUGUAUUAUGAUUUUUUUUGUUAAUUUAUGUAAUUUUACUUCUUCUAUUAAAUUUGGCUGUCUGAAGUUAACUAACUUAUUAUACAAUGUUUUACUUGCAGAUCUGUUGUCUCUCUCAGGACUAAUAAAAAUAUUCCGGGCUCUAUUGCCUGUUCUCUACUUAAUUACUUUUUUACCGGGCUCUUUUGCCUGUUUUUAACUGUUAAAAAAUUCCGGGCUCCUUUGCCUUAUAUUUUUAGCCAAUUAAGCACACCGGGCUCCAUUGCCUGAUUUUUACCGGGCUCUUUUUCCAACGUGUCCAAACAAUUGACACCCUAUAAUGUUGAUUGAUAGCAUAAGAUAUUAACGGCACCAAAUUAAGAUAAAAUAUUGUCUUUUAAAAUUUGUCUAUCAUAAGAAUAAUUUUCUGGCUUGUGUCCGAACAAAAAAAAGAGAAGAAGGAGAAAGAAGAGAAAAAAAUGAAAAAAAAAA